Molecule: messenger RNA, 1150 nt
Organism: Dinoponera quadriceps
Lineage: Eukaryota; Metazoa; Arthropoda; Insecta; Hymenoptera; Formicidae
Product: band 7 protein AGAP004871-like
Exons: 6
Coding region: 1-915 (304 amino acids)
Cellular component (GO): plasma membrane
Source: RefSeq, a predicted model, not a curated record
AUGGAUAAAGUAGACGGAAAUCAUAAUAUAAGAUCCAUCACGGAACACAAAGCAGCCACGAACGCUAAUUAUCGCGCAGCCGACGUUGGAGAGGUGGGCGCGAUGACGAGAUUAAUCGAAUUUCUCGCCACGGUAGGAUCGUUCCUUCUGAUAAUGAUUACGCUGCCGUUCUCCCUCUGCUGUUUGUUCAAAGUCGUGCAAGAGUACGAGAGGGCUGUCGUUUUCCGGAUGGGUCGCUUGAAAGGCGGACCUCGUGGCCCAGGCACUUUCGUCGUGAUGCCGUGUGUCGACUCCUGCGUGCGCGUCGAUCUCAGGACGGUGUCCUUCGACGUGCCGCCGCAAGAGGUGCUCACCAAGGAUUCCGUCACCGUGAGCGUCGACGCAGUCGUCUAUUACCGCAUCAAGGAGCCUUUAAACGCCGUGAUUAAAAUUGCAAAUUACAGCCAUUCGACGCGGUUACUGGCCGCGAGUACGCUGCGAACGGUCCUUGGCACGAGGAAUCUCGCCGAGAUCCUGUCGGAGCGGGAGACCAUUUCCCACACCAUGCAGACCGCCCUGGACGAGGCAACGGAUCCUUGGGGAGUCAAAGUCGAGCGGGUUGAGAUAAAGGAUGUCCGACUUCCGGUACAGCUCCAACGAGCCAUGGCCACGGAGGCGGAAGCUGCGAGGGAGGCGAGGGCCAAAGUGAUUGCGGCGGAAGGAGAAAUGCGAGCUUCCCAUUCCCUGAAAGAGGCCGGCGACGUCAUUUCCACGAGUCACGCCGCCCUGCAGCUGCGAUACCUGCAAACCCUAAACAAUGUAUGCGGCGAGAAGAACUCAACGAUCAUAUUCCCGUUGCCGGUUGAAUUCCUGGCGCCUCUACUCGCCCCUAGCUCGCACGGCAAUCAGGAAACUACGCGGCCGACACUCUCAUAGGGGCGAAGGGUAAACAUUAAAAAUCGCGAUAACGGUUUCACGACUGAUUCGUAUAAACUGAGGCGAUUGUAACUGCGAUCGCUGCACGCGCGAGAAAGAGACGCGCGAUGUGUGUGUGUGUGUGUUGUUGCAUCGUUGCUUGCAAACAAUUACGCGAUGGGACGGUGAGAGACGAAGAUAUAAAAUAAAAAUCGAAUAACACACAGUGUAUAAGUAUUUCGCUAAUUUAAUUAGA